AAUUAAUAACUACAAAUUACAAAAUAUGCUAUACCUCUCGCACUCCUCUUCUUAAUUUAGUUUGUUAAUAUCUUCCUUACCUUUAGCUCCCUUCCAUCUUCAAUUUGCACUUUCGAUUUUCCCCAUCCCCAAUCCCAAUCAAAAUAAAACAACACAGCAUGCACGGUGGUAGUAUUACCUUCAUGUUCAGCUAUGACCGACCUGAUCGAGUGUCAUCCACCUUUAAGAUGCCAUCAAACUAACCACCACCGCGUCCUCUGUCUUUUUCUAUCUAAACUAUCACUACAUGUCAUCGUAACUAAUAAUCUGUUUGUUCAAGAUGUUGGAUCCUAUCCACCUCAUUUUCUUUUUCUUUUUCUCCUUAUCUUUCACACUCCGCUUGCAACGGCACAGCAGCAGGAGUACCCAUUGCCUAAGGUAAGAGGUGACAAGACCAUGGUCAUUGUCCUCCUCGUCCUCGUGGCCGUCUUCUUCGCCCUAGGCCUCCUCUCCAUCUAUAUUCGCCAAUGCUCCGAACGUCGGCACCGUGACCAGCUCCACCCUGCUAUCCUCUCUGCCACCUACGGUGGAGGCAACAGCGGGGGGCAGCAUCAUGGCCUUGACAUUGCGGUGGUGGACUCAUUUCCAACCUUCAUCUACUCCAACGUGAAGAGUCACAAGAUUGGGCAGGGGGCGCUAGAAUGCGCCGUGUGCCUCUGCGAGUUUCAAGAUGAAGAAACGCUGCGUUUGAUCCCACAAUGCUGCCACGUGUUCCACUCCGACUGCAUCGAUGUCUGGUUCUCCUCCCACUCAACAUGUCCAGUCUGCCGUGCAAAUCUCACGCCAAAACCACCUCACACGUCAUCACCACAAUCCCUCGUUGUAAACAUUUCGGAUCAACCUGAUACGAAUCCAGUUAACAGUGAGCCAAAUAUCAUUUCCCUGAUCAAUGAUGGCGACCAGAACAAUGCAAUAAUAACAGAGCCGAAGUCUCACCAGGAGAGGAGAACUAUUUUUAAUUUGGAUGAAGAGAAUGGUUCGGUUCAGUCAUUUUANGUUAGUUGCAGGGUAACAUUUCAAAGGGAGAGAAGCCACAAGGAGGGUUAUAGGACAAGGAGUGCAAGAAGCACAGAGCCACCUUUUAUUGGCAUGACCAGAUUUGAAAGGUUAGAGAAGGGUGAGAGCAUUAAAGGAAAUGAGGUUAAAGUAGAUGGGGGAGAACGGUCUUUUGAUCUUCUAUUUCCCAAGGGCUCAAGGGAUGAGAAUUAG
Molecule: messenger RNA, 1248 nt
Organism: Arachis ipaensis
Lineage: Eukaryota; Viridiplantae; Streptophyta; Magnoliopsida; Fabales; Fabaceae
Product: RING-H2 finger protein ATL38-like
Source: RefSeq, a predicted model, not a curated record